Molecule: messenger RNA, 606 nt
Organism: Batrachochytrium dendrobatidis JAM81
Lineage: Eukaryota; Fungi; Chytridiomycota; Chytridiomycetes; Rhizophydiales
Product: ribosomal 40S subunit protein S5
Exons: 5
Coding region: 1-606 (201 amino acids)
Biological process (GO): translation; ribosomal small subunit assembly
Cellular component (GO): cytosolic small ribosomal subunit; ribosome
Molecular function (GO): mRNA binding; structural constituent of ribosome; rRNA binding
Source: RefSeq, a predicted model, not a curated record
AUGUCUGCUAACUGGGACGAGUCCGAGGAGACCACCACUUCCAUCAAGCUCUUCAACAAGUGGAGCUAUCAUGACAUUGAGGUCAAGGAUAUCUCUCUCCAAGACUACGUCAUGGUCAAGACAAACCCUGUCUACCUUCCCCACACUGCUGGUCGUUACCAGGUCAGGCGCUUCCGCAAGGCACAGUGUCCUCUUGUUGAGCGUCUUGCCAACUCUCUCAUGAUGCACGGCCGCAACAACGGCAAAAAGCUUAUGGCUGCUCGCAUUGUCAAGCAUGCUUUUGAGAUUGUUCACUUGCUCACUGAUCAGAAUCCCAUCCAGGUUCUUGUUGAUGCCGUUCUCAACACCGGUCCUCGUGAAGAUUCAACCCGUAUUGGUAGUCAAGGCACUGUCCGUCGUCAGGCUGUUGAUGUCUCUCCUCUCCGUCGCGUUAAUCAGGCUAUCUGGCUUUUGACCACUGGAUCUCGUGAGGCAGCAUUCCGCAAUGUCAAGACUAUUGCAGAAUGUCUUGCUGAUGAGCUCAUUAACGCUGCAAAAGGAUCAUCCAACUCUUAUGCAAUCAAGAAGAAGGACGAGCUUGAACGUGUUGCAAAGUCCAACCGAUAA